Encephalitozoon romaleae SJ-2008 is the source of this 366-nucleotide messenger RNA. RefSeq lists its product as hypothetical. The record is from RefSeq and is a predicted model, not a curated record. The transcript has a single exon. The coding region runs from base 1 to 366 and encodes 121 amino acids. NCBI's taxonomy places the organism in Eukaryota, Fungi, Microsporidia, Unikaryonidae.
AUGAAACCCUCUACUUCUUCUAAGACUAUGCAAAGCACUUUCCAGUAUAUUACUAAAACUUCCCUCCAAAAUGGAAUUAUUAGACAAAGAGAAGAAUCCCUGAACAUGAGGUGUGAAAGGCCAGAUGAAACAGGAUUUGACAGGCCUGGUAACAAGGAGAACUAUAAUCCACAUAUCAAGGAGUUUACACCUACUAAAACAAAACAGAAGAAGAGGUAUACAGCACUGAAGGAGAUUACGGAGAGGUCAAAAAGACCAGCACAGGAGGCUAGUAGAGCAUCCCAGGAGGACGAGACCGAGAUGGAUCUUCUGUUUUCUUCAUUUCCAAGGUCACCGUUCAAAUCAAAGAAUAUUAGAGAGUUAUGA